Messenger RNA from Fraxinus pennsylvanica, 369 nucleotides. Lineage: Eukaryota; Viridiplantae; Streptophyta; Magnoliopsida; Lamiales; Oleaceae. The record is from the annotation of a GenBank genome assembly.
AUGUGUUCUUCGUUGCCAGGAUUGGUCAGAAAACUAUUGAAACCUAUAGUUGGACCAAAGUACGAAGGAGAGUACCUUCACAAUGUUGAGAAACUUGGUGAGACUCAAUUGGAUGAGACAUUAACUAAAGCUGUCAUUCCAACAUUUGACAUCGAAAAUUUGCAACCUAUUGUUUUGUCCACAUCAGGUCUACCUUUCUUUUCAUCAUUCCUUUCCUCCAACUGUAUUUGUAUUGGUUUUGGAUUGCAAUGGCUUACUAGGAUUGGUCCGAAAACUAUUGAAACCUAUAGUUGGACUUGGACCAAAGUACGAAGGAGAGUACCUUCACAAUGUUAUCAAGGAGAAACUUGGCGAGACUCAACUGGAUGA